AUGGCGACUACCUAUGUUAUUGCCUCUAUUGGCUGGGGCAUGGCCGUCCUUGGCUGGUUCGUGGCGCCCACCCUCAACUUUUUCGUUCCCAAGAUCCCUUCCUGGCUCAGCUGCGACGUGUCCAAGAAGCUCCGGGAGCUGGAGAUCCAUAUCAUGCCGGAGCUAGAGAAGAUGCUGCAGGCCGUUUAUCAAGAGAGGAUGAUAAAGAGAGGAGAUGAGAUGAGAAGGAAAUCCGACGUGGCGGCCCUGGACAAGAUGGCGGCCAUGCUGAGGCACGCUCGGGAGGAUGCGGAAGACAUCUUGGAUGAUCACCAGGACAUCGAGUUGUACCGCUUCAGAUUUUGGCGUCGUCUCUGCCUCAUAGUGCAGAACGACAUUGACCGCUUCAAUAGGAGCUGUCUGGUGAUUGCACGCAUCGUCCGGAGGGGAUCGGCUCGAUUCAACCGGAGUAUCGCACCCAUCAUCCGGAGAAAUGCAUUCAUCAUCAGGAGAAAAUCAGAGGAUGUACUUCACGUGGCUGCCAGUGCUGUGGCCACCUGCAUUACUCACUUCAACAAGAGCUUCAGGAGCGGAUCAGCUCGGCUACUGCGGCGGGCGCGGAACAUCUCCUUGUGGAGGCAAGAGGAUGUACUCCCUCGGACAACCAAUACUGUUGCGCCCUCCCAUGAGACCGUGCCAGUGAUUACCAGUUCUGUGGCCUCGGAUGGACCAGUUCCCCUUACUACCAGUGUUGCGGCCUCCCAUGGACCGGUUCUGGCGGCUACAAAUGAUGUCCCCUCAGACGACCCUGUCCCGCAUAACUCGGUGGGUGCUGCCUCACAAGAAUCAGUUCCAGAGCCUACCAAUGUUGCUGUUUCAGACGAAUUAAGAGUUCCGGUGAUUGCACCCUCGAAUUCAGAGUCGAGCUCCUUAGAUUUCACUGAGGGUGCGGUCUUAGAUGAACAAGCAGUUCCGGCGACUGCAUCCUCUGAUUCCAUUGGGUGGGGGCUCUCUUGGUGGUGCAACUUCUUCAACUUCUUCAAGAACUGUUGUAGGUCCAUAUUAUAUUUGACAGGUCAUGCAAUUAAGGCCGCUCACACUUAUCAGGGGUGCUCCUAUGACGUGGUUGGCAUCACAGAUUACCAGGAGAAUGCCACCGCAUUAGAUUCUGUCCUUACUAUUAUUUCAAGACGGAACUUGAAGAAAAAAAUAGAGAAGGUAGAAAGCAUGGUUAGCGAAGUGAAGAAGUCAUCACUCUUGGGAGCGGGAAGCAAGAACACACUGAGUGAUACGGCCAACAAGAACAGGAGCAAAAUUAGAACUGCUAGCAAACGGAAGGUAUUUGGUCGGGAGGCAUUGCGUGAGGAUAUCAUGGCUAAACUCCGUGAGACACCACCCAGCUCGAGCACUAGACCAUGCUACUCGGUGAUUGGCAUAUAUGGCAUCGCAGGGUCCGGGAAGACUACCUUUGCACGAUAUACUCGAGAUUACAUAGAGGAGGAAUGCAAGGAGGAGGAACUUUUUGACACCAUCAUGUGUAUUCAUAUGUCUGAGACUUUUAGUGUGGAUGACAUAUUUCAUGAUAUGCUGAGGGAUAUUACCAAAGAUCGGCACUCCAAUAUUUCAGAUCAUGAGGAGCUGGAAGAGAAGUUGAAGAAAUCAUUGAGUGGCAAACGUUUCUUCUUGAUAUUGGAUGAUAUCUGGGUGAAGACAAGGAACGAUCCACAGCUGGAGGAACUAAUCUCUCCGCUCAAUGUUGGGAUGAAAGGAAGCAAAAUUUUGGUGACGGCUCGAACAAAAGUUGCAGCUAGAACUCUAUGCACUGAUGAACCUAUUAGAAUGCCUGAUUUAGAUGAGGAUGGAUACUUGUUGAUGUUCAUGCAUUACGCAUUGGGUGGUACAAAUGUCGUUGAAGAGGAAUUUGUACCAGUCGCGGGGGUGAUUGCAAAAAAGCUACAUAGAUCACCUAUUGCGGCUGUAACAGUGGCAGGACAGCUUAGGGCACACCCAGAUAUCCUCUUUUGGAAAAACACUGCAAAUCUUGACUUGUUGAAUGACACCAUGGGUUCUCUUUUCUGGAGUUAUCAGCAGCUUAAUCCGGACAUCAAGCGAUGCUUAGAGUACUGCCAUAUUUUCCCCAGAAGAUCGAUGUUGACAAGGGCCGAGUUAAUUCAUCUUUGGAUUGCACAAGGGUUUUUAAAGACCAGCUGUGCAACAGAGGACAUGGAAGAUGUAGCUGAGGGCUAUGUUCAAGAGUUAGUGUCGUGCUCAUUUCUGCAGCUAGAAAAAGGCUCGAUUGAUGAUUUUCUAAAGACCGACCAAUUCAGAAUUCAUGAUCUGAUGCAUGAUUUAUUGGACAAAAUCACUGGAAGGGACUACUUCAUAAUCGAGAAUGCAGAGAGUGAUACAGGAGAAGGUUGGAAAGGAGUUGUUCCAAGAGAUGUCCGCCAUCUUGUUGUUCAGAAUUAUGAUGGAGAAUUGAUUAUUAAGAAGAUCCUUGGAUUGGAAUGUUUACGCACUCUCAUUAUUUAUCGUGUUCAAAGGAGUAGACCAGUUGAGGUAAAAUUCUUUGAGAAUAUAUGCAAGAGGCUACCGAAAUUGCGGGUAUUGGCCGUUGAACUCAGCCUGGAAUAUGAUCCACUCGAACAACCUAUUAAGUUCUCGAUCUCAGAGUCCAUUAGUCAUUUAAAGCACCUACGCUAUCUUGCUUUGACGACAAAUUUGAGAUGUACGGUAUAUUUACCAUGGGCGCUAACUAAACUUCACCAUAUCCAGCUGCUAGAUUUUCAUGGAGAACCUUGGGAAUUUGCCUUACCUGGCCUUAUCAACCUGCGGCACGUGUUCUGUUCGCGAUAUGUAAAAUUUCGUAACAUAGGCAGCCUGAUCUCACUCCGAACGAUACCAGGCUUCACAGUAAGGAAUGAAAAAGGGUGUGGGGUAAAUCAACUAAGGGACCUAAACAAGCUCAGCGGCAGCCUGCAUAUCUAUGGCCUUGAAAAUGUUAAAAGCAUGGAGGAAGCUCUUGAAGCAAAUCUAGCUGCCAAGGAACGGCUCACUAAACUGACAUUGUCAUGGGAUGGUGAUGAUGGUACAAGGUGCAGUCCAGAAGUUGAAGCAGAUGUACUUGAAGGCAUGUGCCCUCCCGCUGGGCUUGAAACACUAUUUAUCGAACGCUACAAUGGUACGAGGUACCCAUACUGGAAUGGUACCCCAAAGGACCUGCAAAACCUUCUUUUCUUGGAAUGCGGCCAACUCGGAUGUUUUCCUGGACUUGAGGCUUUCCGUCAUCUUCGUUUGCUCUGUCUUGUUCACUGCGACUGGUACACCUUACCAGGCAAUAUAGCGCACCUCACAUCACUAAAGGAACUGUAUAUCAGAUGUUGCCACUAUAUCCGGUCGCUUCCAACACUGCCACAGUCGCUUGAGGAGUUUGUACUUCUAUUCUGCAAUGAUGAGUUCCUGGAGUCUUGUCGAACUGUAGGACAUCCAAACUGGCAAAAGAUUGAGCACAUCCCCAAGAAAAGAUUUCAUAUGUCCUUUGAAGAAGAAGAAGAACGAGAAGCAGAAGAAGAAGAAGAAGAAGAAGAAGAAGAAGAAGAAAGCAUUGACUAG
Messenger RNA from Triticum turgidum subsp. durum (durum wheat), 3591 nucleotides. NCBI's taxonomy places the organism in Eukaryota, Viridiplantae, Streptophyta, Magnoliopsida, Poales, Poaceae. The record is from the annotation of a GenBank genome assembly.